AUGGACGGGGGCAUCUUCAAUCUUCGCAGACUUGAGGCCAAAACAAAAGUCCACACCACCACCAUCCAUAAAUUCCUCUUUGCAGACGACUGCACCCUCAACGCCUUGACUGAGUUGGAGAUGCAAGAGAGCAUGGACCACUUUGCGGCCGCAGGGACAGACUUUGGACUGACCAUCAAUACCAAAAAGACAGAGGUGCUGCACCAACCUGGACCAGGUCAGUCGUACAUCGAGCCUCAGAUUACUGUUGGAGCUCUGAGCUGGGAGACGCUCGCAGGGCAGACAAAGAGAUACAAGGAUGCUCUCAAAGUCAACCUGAAGUGCUGCAACAUCUGCCCAGGGACUUGGGAAAGAAAGGCUGACAACAGAAGCCACUGGAGAGCUGCCAUCACCCAAGGGGUUGAUGCUUACGAAGAACAGCAGGUCCAAGAUGCCCAAGCCAAGCGCCAACAGAGGAAGAGCCAAGUACGCAGCACCACAUUGUCAUCACCAAAUCACCCCACACUCAUGUCCACAUUGCCAUCGCACAUUCCGUUGCGUCUGGACCUGGGAAAGAAGAUCAGCGUUCCUCAGGAUGUAAUGAUGGAGGAGUUGAACCUGCUCUCAAACAGGGGGUCCAGAAUGUUCCAAGAGAGACAAAAGAGAGUGGAGAAGUUCACACGAGAAGGUGUCGGAAAGCGAGCAGACAAUGAAAGUGAGACACUAUGUCCUCAAGCUACCGAAACGCUGACAGAUAGAGCUCACUGCAGCACAAAUGUCAGCCCACCAGAGAGAAACAACCUGCUGGCUACACUCCAUCACACCGUAGCCAAAAAGGGAAGUCCAAGCAUUUUGGCACCAGGAUAUUCUGGACCGCUUAAAGAGAUUCCUCCUGAGAAGUUCAAUAUCACUGUAAUCCCCAAGUCCUACUGCUCACCAUGGGAAGAACAGAGCGACAGUGAAAGCUUGCUGGCUGCUAUAAACUCCCGCCUGCCCGAACCUCCUCACAAACUCGUCCCUGCUAACUACAGAUGCUUCAACAGAGCUCCAAUGCCAUUUGGAGGGACAACAGGUGGCACCCGGACCCUGCGUCUGCCUGGCUUUGAACUCAUGGAGGCCCACACGGAGCCCAAUCUCACCUGGGAGAGAAUGUGUGCUCGGCCCAACUUUAACCGCGUCCCGAGAGGCUGGAGAGCUUAAAGCACUGCUGAGACCUUGGAACUGUAAAGCAGUCUGCAUUUCCAAUAUCCUGGGGCACUCGCUCAUUGUGUGCGCACACACACUACACUUCAUCAACAUGUAUAAAAU
Neoarius graeffei (lesser salmon catfish) is the source of this 1287-nucleotide messenger RNA. Its product is annotated as myozenin-3. Gene Ontology annotation, molecular function: telethonin binding; FATZ binding; actin binding. Bases 1 to 1179 code for a protein of 392 amino acids. Gene Ontology annotation, cellular component: Z disc; actin cytoskeleton. The record is from RefSeq and is a predicted model, not a curated record. Lineage: Eukaryota; Metazoa; Chordata; Actinopteri; Siluriformes; Ariidae. The transcript has 6 exons.